CGGAUUCGCGCACCAGGCUGACGUGGACAUUAAUGAAACGGUGAGUUUCAUUCUAAGCGGGAAGAUGAAUUUGACAAACCGGCUGCAGUCCUUUCGAUAUUCACUUUUCUCACCUUUUUCUUUUUUCACUUCUCCUCUCACCUCUCAGCUCUCAUCCCCGGUUUGACAAACUUCUCCUCUCACCUCUCACCUCUCACUUCUCCUCUCACCUCUCACGCCGUGGGAGCAAAGGUCGAAAAUCCUCCCCAUCACUUCUCCUUUCGUUCGGAACCACUGCAGUAAGCCGGGGUGGCGCAGAUCUGUGCAGUCGGGAAUAAAUAUAUCGGAAGAGCAUACUCCAUUGUUGAUUGGGAACAUGUUAUCUGAGGGAGAUAAGGUAUCAUCGUCAGUUUCUUCAUCUUCUAUUGUUAAUCAUACUUUGAGAAUCAACCCAAUUUGCAAUUGUGGGUCACCUGCUUCACUUAGAACAUCGAACACGCCAAGAAAUCCGGGCCGAUCAUUCUUUGGGUGUUCAAAAUACAAUACCAAGGGAUUACCACAUUGCAACUUUUUCAUAUGGGCAGAUAGUGGUAAGGAAAUGGAGAAUGACCUUAUGAAAGUAUUCAUUGAGAUUUUGAUGAAGAAGGAAGAGCUCCAGAAAACACAUGAAGAGUUGCAGAAAACACAUGAAGAGGUUCGCCAAUUAUUGCAACUUUUUCGAAGAAGAGAGGAAGAGGUGCGAACAAUGAUGGAAGAGGUUCGACAUUGUUCGGAAGAGGUUCGCCGUAGAGAUGGCGAAAUUGUCAAGCGGGAGGUGGAAGUCCGGCGUCAACGCACACAUAUUCGUAUAUGUGUGGCAGUUUCUAUUUUACUUUAUUUGUACUUUAUACGAUCGCUUUGAGUAUUAAUAGGCAUUUAGUUGUGUUUUGUAUAAAUUUGUUAGUGCAAGUUCAGAAGUUGGAACUUUUGGGACAACUCUUUUAUGUUGGUAUUUGUAAUUUUUGUGUGGAAAUUGAAGUGUAUACAUGCCUACAGGUCUGGCAACUUACUAGUAGAAAUAUGGAAGUUUUUUGGGGAAA
Molecule: messenger RNA, 1058 nt
Organism: Carya illinoinensis
Lineage: Eukaryota; Viridiplantae; Streptophyta; Magnoliopsida; Fagales; Juglandaceae
Exons: 3
Coding region: 356-880 (174 amino acids)
Molecular function (GO): zinc ion binding
Source: RefSeq, a predicted model, not a curated record